Messenger RNA from Mesorhabditis spiculigera, 594 nucleotides. The record is from the annotation of a GenBank genome assembly. Lineage: Eukaryota; Metazoa; Nematoda; Chromadorea; Rhabditida; Rhabditidae.
AUGGGUACUCCUGAACAGGCCGCUGAGGUCAAGGAGAAGAAGCAGAGGAAUGUUAUGCGCGAGCUGAAGAUCCAGAAGCUCUGCCUGAACAUUUGCGUCGGAGAAUCCGGUGAUAGGCUGACCCGUGCCGCUAAGGUGCUGGAACAGCUCACUGGCCAGACCCCCGUGUUCUCGAAGGCCCGCUACACCGUGCGUACCUUCGGAAUCCGGAGAAACGAGAAGAUCUCCGUUCACUGCACCGUCCGCGGACCCAAGGCCCAGGAGCUCCUCGAGCGUGGCCUGAAGGUCAAGGAAUACGAGUUGUACCGCGAGAACUUCUCCCGCUCCGGCAACUUCGGCUUCGGCGUGCAGGAGCACAUCGAUCUGGGCAUCAAGUACGACCCGUCGAUCGGUAUCUACGGAAUGGACUUCUACGUUGUGCUCGAUCGCGCCGGACGCCGUGUCGCCAAGCGGAGAAGGGCCCCGGGACGUGUCGGUGUUUCUCACCGUGUCGGCCAGGAGGAGUCCGUCAAGUGGUUCCAGGCUAAGUACGAUGGUAUCAUCCUCCCGCCCAAGCCCAAGGAGAAGAAGCGCGGUUUCCACGGAAAGAGGAAG